GUGGAUUUGACGAGGUCCUUUAUUUUCCGUAAUUCCAAGAAGACCUACGAUGGCAUCCCUGUUAUGGCUGCCAACAUGGACACUGUUGGUACCUUUGAGAUGGCCAAAACCCUAUCCAAGCAUGGGCUGUUCACCUGUAUUCACAAGCAUUACACAGCAGAGGAAUGGAAACAGUUUGCAGCUGAAAAUCCUGACACAAUAAAGAAUGUAGCUGUGAGUAUAGGCACCAGCCAGAGUGAUGUCACCAAGGCUUCUGAGAUCAUUGCUGCUGUACCAGCCAUAAAUUACCUCUGCCUCGAUGUUGCCAACGGUUACUCAGAGCUCUUCGUCCAGCAUGUGAAGGACAUGCGUGAAAAGUUCCCCGAGCUCACGAUCUUGGCUGGGAAUGUUGUGACCGGCGAGAUGGUGGAAGAGCUUAUCCUCGCAGGAGCUGACAUCAUUAAGGUUGGCAUUGGACCUGGAUCUGUCUGUACCACAAGGAAGAAGGCCGGGGUGGGUUACCCUCAACUCAGCGCCGUGUUGGAGUGUGCUGAUGCGGCCCAUGGACUAGGUGGUCACAUCAUAUCAGAUGGUGGUUGCAUUUGCCCUGGGGAUGUGGUAAAGGCGUUUGGAGCCGGGGCAGACUACGUGAUGCUUGGCGGCAUGUUGGCAGGCCACGACCAGAGCGGAGGGGAAAUUAUAGAACGCAGUGGCAAAAGGUUGAAGCUGUUCUAUGGCAUGAGCUCAUCGACUGCCAUGAAUAAACAUGCCGGAGGAGUAGCAGAUUACCGAGCCAGCGAGGGCAAGACAGUUGAGGUCAAGUACCGCGGUGAUGUGACGGACACCGUGCAAGACAUCCUGGGUGGGCUGCGCUCAGCAUGCACCUACAUAGGGGCGGGGAAGCUCAAGGAACUCAGCAGGCGGACCACUUUCAUCCGAGUCACCCAACAGACAAACGAUAUCUUUGGCACCACAACAUAAGACGUGGCCAGCACAGAAAAUUGUGCCUGUUUGCUGUGCUCCAUGCAUCCUCGCUGAUGCUGGUUCAACCUAUAAAAAAAGCUUUACUUCCAAGAUAGUGUUUCACAAGCUGUCCGGAUACUUUUAGUAAACAAUCUGAAAGGAAAAACAAACCUGAAGUGGAGGAAAGCUCGUGGAAAAUCACAGCCAAUGUGCGGCAAGCUUUUAAAGAACAGUUUGCCCAAUGUUAGAAAGUACAUUUAAAUUAACGACAGUUCUUAGCAGAUCAAACAAUUAAACUUUUAAACUAGGGAGUUGUGUUAAAAGGCGUACAAGUUUUUGCCCACUGUGAAUUCUCUGGGAAGUACAUGUAUACAUGUACGUGUACAUGUAUCUGCAACUAGGUAUGAAUUACCAUUUUCCAAGUCUUACAUUUCAUGACUUUGUAAAAAAUUCUUCAAUCCGUAACAUAAAAGUGAUUGAAAAUGUGUAUUGAAAAAGCUGGUAUUUUCAGAUGCAUUUAUCUCAAAUUGUCCAUUUGGUAAGAUUUUGGGGUUGUUGUCACUUUGUGAAAACACUGACAAUCUGUUCACAUGUGGAGCAUAUAGCUAUAGUCGUUACUCUGUAGUUGUACAUGUAUAUUCCUAUGUGGGUUUGCUAAAUUCUAGUUUGUGUACAUGAAUAUGAGUGUCCCUUGACCUGUUGCUGUUUUGGGUGGGGAGGGUGUUUGCUUCAAGGGUUCAGGGGUCAAGAAACUGCCUAUUAAUAGACUUGAAAUCAAGUUGUUUAAUAGUUGGUAAUGUUUGUCAUCCAGAACAACUGAUAUGAGCCAGCAUGCUGCGUUCUUUUACAGUUAGUACUAAGCCAGUUCAAAGUUGCCCACGAUCCAGCGUGCUGCGCUGAUUCAGCCCAGAUACAUGGAUGUGCGCAUGGUCGGGGGCUUUGAGUACCAGGUUUUGGCACACAUCGGCUCAUGACCCCAUGCACUGCCUGCCUAAUAAGGCAUGUCACAACAGCUUUCUGGAGGCGGUUUGCUCACACACCAGAGUACCCUGCUGUCUUCUGCACCGAUUCGAGUGCCUUAGAAAAAUCCACAGUUAUUCAGAGGUUUCCCUUCACUUUUGAAGAAAACCUAAUCCUUUUCACAAGUCCAAGGUGAUCUUGGCGGUAAUUAGCAGAUAUACUGUGCUGCCACACGCUAGUCUUUCUCGUACCCUCCAAUGACACCCUGAUCAAGGGAGAAAAAUAUUUAUAUGGAAGAGAAAGCCUUAGUUAAGGGUGACAUUUUGAAGUGUGGAAGGUGCCACAAGAAACGGGUGUAAGUGGGGCAGCGCCAUGUAAAAAUUCUCUUUUUGUUUGUGGGAUUAUCAAAAGAACCCUAGAGAAAAACUCAAUGUUUUGGACAGUAUGUUCUGCCCCUUAUCAGGGAACUCAUCAAAUAAAGGGUGUUUUUUAUCUAUCUAUUGUGAUAUUUAUUAACAAAAACUCAAACUAAAACAAACACUGGUCACUGGACACUCUACAGUAGUUUUAUGGUACUUUAAAUCGAAAUUGAAAUGAAAGCCUCACAUUAAGGCACCACGCAUACUUAUAAAAAAAGUCUUGUGCACUUUGUUUGAAAUUUACUGUCUUCUUCUCGUCACACGUGCCACAGGAAAGCUUGAGUGCAUCUUACGGUACAUAUGCAUAUAGAUGAUUCCACUUGGCCUUGAGACUAUGCCAAUCAAGGCAUGGGCCAUCACCACCCUCAUUGCUAUGAGAAAAUGGGAACUUGGAAGUGGCCACUUGCUGCUUUCAGCUUCAUGAACGAUGUCACUGAAGACGUUGAGGACAUCUUCCCCCACCAGAAUUUUGUGGUACACCUUCUGAAGAUCAAGGACUGGCUGGCUCCUUCUCUUGCUCCUUUUUCAUAUGCAUGUUGCUUUUUUGGGGAUGGAAUUUGGAGAGAGGGCUUGAGACAAAUGUGAUAAACCUGUUGCUGAGCUUCUGUAAUUUCAUGGUGCACACAAAUUUAGCAGCACGAUUGAUGUAAUCCAGCUUGUUAUACAAGUCCCUGCAGCUCAUACCUGUGCCUUGAUACCUUGACAACCACAUCUGAAUGUUGUCUUGCCUUGCCAACAAUUCCCAUGGUAUGUCAAAGGCAUUCUCUACUGCUUGGCCACUGUUAGCAAAAUGCAUGUACUUUGACUCCACUUGGACAACCUCCCUUGGGUAGUUUGAAUGGGGUAGAGCUCUGCCCGUUUCUCGGAUGUACUUCUCAAAUUCUUUGAACACGGAGUACGGAUAGCAACUAUUUAGCCUACUAACUUCUGCUCCAUUGCGAGCCUUGCAAGCGAGUUUGCUAUUGAGAUGGUGUAUGGGAAGGCCUUUUUCUGGGGUCAACUUCUUACUGGCAAGCUCUUUAUUAGGGCCGUCAAAACCACCAGUAAUGGAACUGCUCUUUGGUUCCUCUUCACUGUGUGGCAAACGAUAAGUGCUGACACUGGAGCAUAUCAACUCGCCGCUUAUUUUGUUGGAAGUUGUGAUGUCAUCCAGAGGCGUGGAAGAGGAAGGAUCGAGGUUCUUGGGUUGGGAAGUGGAUGAAGUUGAUAUGGAUUCCUUUGAAAGCACAGCUGAUCGAGCUUGCCAAGUCGGGUGGUCCAGUGGUUAAGACGUCUGCACUAGUAAGCAGGAGGUCGUGGGUUCGAGUCCCACCCGAGUAAGCUUGGGAGUUUUUUCGCAAGCUCUCUGACAAGCACUGAGCAUACAGUGAUUAUCAAUAUAAACGUUGGGUAUAAAGUCAAUACCCAUAAAGUACAGAUUGCUUAAGGGGUCUCAGUACACCGUAUAACCACUGUAAGUAGAAAUUGGAAACGUGCAUAUCAGGUGUUAACAAAACAAUUGCAGUGCGAUUGAUGUGCAUGCAUGUUUGAAUUCAUGGAAUAAUUCUUGUUUGAAAUGUUAUUGUAUUUUAAAAUUUUAUUUUAGGAUUUAAUGUCCUCAGAACUGAAAAAAUAGUUUAUUUUUUAGCAAAUUGUACUUUUAAAAGAAGUUGAAUUAAUAUUGUACGCAUCAAUGGCAUUGACAUGUAAAUGAAUAUUGCAUAUUUUAACCACUGUCUGUGUUGACGUUUGACAUUUAAUUUUAAUUUUAUGGUGUUGGAAGGCACUGCCAUCUGUUUAUGGAAUUCCAUCCACGUAAGGGGGAAUUAAAGCAAUGUAAAACUCUAUGGAUAAAUUUUAAAAGGUAAAUUUGUAGAAGCUCAUGCAGACGCAUAAAUGACUGUCUACUUCCAACAUAUUUGCAAGUAUAAGUGUCGAUGUAAUUGUACUGUUUUCCUUCGGCAUUUAACUCAGCUUUUCUGGUUCUGCUGCAGUUUUACAGCUACAUGUAUAUGAUCAAUUCAAAAAGAAGGUAAUUUGAAAACAAAUGAUGGGAGACCUUGAGACGUGUCGUGGCGACAAAUAUACCGGUCCCGUUUACCAGUUAUGAGCAUGUGCGCUUGAAUAAGGACCGGUAUGUCUGCUGCCACCAGCGUCUCAAAGUAUCCCACUGUUGACUUAUGCUGUAAUUGCCUCAACUGGAAGGAAGCAACUUACUUGUAUAUACAUUGUAUGUAGGUAUCGUAGAAGUCUUUAAUUACAUCAGGUGAUGGGGAUCAAUUGCAUUUAGCUCCAAAACCAUCUAAGGCACAGCUGUACCACCAUGGAGCAAAUACUUCAAAGCAUGACACAACUACCCAGAUUAUAACAUGACUGCAUGGUAUGGAAUAGAAUGAAAAGAUUUGCAUCACAUUGGCACAAUUCUAUCACCAGCUUAUAGGGAAAUGUAACUGUACAUUGGCGCAUAACUAUCAUAUACAUUAGGUGCAUUGAACAUGUUGAAGUAGUUCCCAUGGGUUAACCCUCGACUUGGAAUGACCAUGUGAGCAAUGUCAGACAAGCGGGCCAUAGGGUACAAAAGUGAUUCACAUACAGUUACGUGUGUAAAAUAGCGAGAGAACCAGCGCAAGGACCAACAUGUGCAUGUACUCCAUUUGUUUGCACUUCGUUUGCACUCUACAGAGUGGCAUCAGGUGACAGGUGGAAUGCUCCAUUCCACUUGACUUCACCUUGUGGAACAGAACGUUCUAUGUCACCUCGUGAAAUUAUUUUUAUCUUGCCACUCAACAACAGUCAUGAUUUUACAUGUAUUGCUGCAGCCCUUGCUGAACGGUGUCAUAGUGCAACUCAGUUGUAUUUAUAUGGGGCUGCAUCAUUUUGUCCCCUCACUACAGCACAAUUUACACUUUUAAAGGUUUUAGCAGAACCAUAUUUGCCAUCAGAACCUUGUUCGCAAUUGGGUUUGUUUUAGGAAGGUGUUCUAGAAAUGGCACAGACUUUUGAGUAUCAAAGCCUCCCCCCCAAAAAAAAAUCAAGCAUGGCAUUUCCAGCUUGUUUUAGGUAUUUAUAGGUAGCUACUCGGCAUUCAAAGUGCUCUGUAUCAUGGUACAGAAACAAAUGUCACUGAAAGUACUAAUGCAGAAACCUGUCCGUCUCCAAUUUUUGGUCUCUUGAUGAGUCUUGGUGCUUGUCAUUGAAGUUUUAUGAUUUUUGUGUUUUGAACAGUGUUGUAACGAGAGAGUUGGGCACAUUUGUUAUGCAUGCUGCUGCGCGUGACACUCAUGAAACAAUGUAGCUGGAAUUUUAUCAUUAAACAGGGAAAUUGAAAAGGUAAUUGCAGCAUAUGACCUGCUGGUCAUAAACAUUUACUGCAAGUGAUUCGGUAUGUACAUGUAUGUGUGACAUGUACAAAUGUGUGCUUUUGAGAAGUUUGAAUGAACUCCAUACAAUGACAAUAAAGUACUGCUGUGGUAUCUUU
Molecule: messenger RNA, 5778 nt
Organism: Acanthaster planci (crown-of-thorns starfish)
Lineage: Eukaryota; Metazoa; Echinodermata; Asteroidea; Valvatida; Acanthasteridae
Product: GMP reductase 2-like
Biological process (GO): nucleotide metabolic process
Cellular component (GO): GMP reductase complex
Molecular function (GO): GMP reductase activity
Source: RefSeq, a predicted model, not a curated record